CCGAGAGGGCGCCGCGGGGGAGAAACGGAUCUUGGGGACUCGGUCGACGUGAGGCAUCCCGAGGCGACAUGAACCGGGUGCCCGUGUUCCUGAGCGCGGCUGAGGUGCUGCAGCAUCUCCGCAGCUCCAGCGUCCUCAUCCCGCCGCUGGAGGCGGCUCUGGCCAACUUCUCCAGCGGCCCCCAAGGCGGGGUGGUGCAACCGGUGCGCACCGUGGUGCCCGUCGCCAAGCACCGCGGUUUCCUGGGAGUCAUGCCUGCCUACAGUGCAGCAGAGGAUGCCCUGACCACCAAGCUGGUCACCUUCUACGAGGGACUGAGCCACGCCUCUACGGUCCCCUCGCACCAGGCCACUGUGCUGCUCUUUGAGCCUAGCAAUGGCUCCCUUCUGGCGGUGAUGGAUGGAAAUGUCAUAACAGCCAAAAGAACAGCUGCAGUGUCUGCUAUUGCCACCAAGUUUUUGAAGCCUUCCAGCAGUGAGGUGCUCAGCAUUCUUGGGGCUGGGGUCCAGGCCUACAGUCACUAUGAGGUCUUCACAGAGCAGUUCUCUUUUAAGGAGGUGAGAAUAUGGAAUCGAACUGAAGAAAAUGCUAAGAAAUUUGCAGGUGCUGUUGAAGGAGAGGUGCGGGUCUGUUCAUCAGUCCAAGAGGCUGUAGCAGGUGCAGAUGUGAUUAUAACAGUCACCAUGGCAACAGAACCCAUUUUGUUUGGAAAAUGGGUAAAACCAGGGGCUCACAUCAAUGCCAUUGGAGCCAGCAGGCCAGACUGGAGAGAACUGGACGAUGAGCUCAUGAGCCAUGCUGUGCUGUAUGUGGACUCAAGGGAGGCUGCCCUGAAAGAGUCUGGAGAUGUCCUCCUGUCGGGGGCCAAGAUCUUUGCUGAGCUGGGAGAGGUGGUGAAGGGAGUGAAACCAGCCCAUUGUGAGAAGACUACAGUGUUCAAGUCUUUAGGAAUGGCUAUAGAAGACAUGGUGGCAGCCAAACUCGUGUAUGAUUCCUGGUCAUCAAAUAAGUGAACAGUAGGAGCCUUGUGUGGCAGUGGAUGUUGCAGCUAAAGAAAGCUACAUCGCCACCAAGUAAUCUCUAUCUAACUCUGGUGAAAGAUGUCAGUUCCCAAUGAGUUCAUGUCUUGUGCUUACUACGUCUUACCUUAAUAAUGAGAUCUCCAUUGUUUGUAGUUGGAAAGCAAAGCUAGGUGGACAUUUUUCCUGUUAUACCUGCCAGAUUAUUGUAUCACACCCCUUCCUUUGUAUUUCACUCCCUUUUGUAAUUCCUUGAAAUAAAGCCUUUCUGCAGUUCUUA
Messenger RNA from Suncus etruscus (white-toothed pygmy shrew), 1299 nucleotides. RefSeq names its product crystallin mu (gene CRYM). Gene Ontology annotation, cellular component: cytoplasm. Gene Ontology annotation, molecular function: thyroid hormone binding. Gene Ontology annotation, biological process: thyroid hormone metabolic process. NCBI's taxonomy places the organism in Eukaryota, Metazoa, Chordata, Mammalia, Eulipotyphla, Soricidae. The record is from RefSeq and is a predicted model, not a curated record. Bases 69 to 1013 code for a protein of 314 amino acids. The transcript is spliced from 8 exons.